AUGGGAAAAAUUAACAAAAUGAGGAAUGUUAAAAUGAGUAAUUCAAUAAUUUAUCAUUCAUGCUAUAUAAUUAUAGUUUUAACUAUAAUAAUGUCUAGGUUUAUUGUAAUUCCUUUAAUUGCACAAAUGUUCUUGUAUACAUUUAUAACAAUAUAUAUUGGAAGCCAUGAUAGUUUGAAGCAACUAGAAAUCGAUGAUAGAAAAAAAAAUGCUGAUAACAUAACAGCUUAUGAUGCUAUUAUGUUUCCUAUUAUUGGAUCAGGAGCUCUGCUAACAUUAUAUUUUGCAUAUAAGUUCUUAGAUCCAUAUUAUGUCAAUUUAUUAUUAACUGUAUAUUUGACAUUAGCUGGUGUUUUUUCAUUACAAGGAGUUUUUUCUAAUAUUCUAGAACCAAUAUUUCCAAAUUUUUUUAAAAGAGAUGAAUACGUUAAAACUAUAAAUUUACCAAGUUUUAUAUAUAAAGAACCUGUUAUUUUUAAUACAAAUAAAGGAGAAAUAUUAUGCUUUAUACUUUGUUUUUUAAUUGGAUUACGUUGGAUUUUUUAUAAAGAUUUUAUAACGCAUAAUGUAUUAGCUGUUUCUUUUUGUUUUCAAGCUAUAUCAUUAGUUAUUCUUAGCAAUUUUUUAAUCGGAUUACUAUUACUAUCAGGAUUAUUCGUUUAUGAUAUAUUUUGGGUUUUUGGAAAUGAUGUUAUGGUUACUGUUGCAAAGUCAUUUGAAGCUCCUGUAAAAUUAUUAUUUCCUGUAUCUAGAGAUCCUUUACAUUAUAGUAUGUUGGGUUUAGGUGAUAUUAUAAUACCAGGAAUUGUUAUAUCAUUAUGUUUACGCUUUGAUUAUUAUUUAUAUAAAAACAAAAUACAUAAUGGAAAUAUAAAAAAAAUGUUUAAUGAUAUAAAUAUUCAUGAAUCAUUUAAAAAAUAUUAUUUUUAUAGUAUAAUAAUAUUAUAUCAAAUUGGUUUAAUAGUAACAUAUUGUAUGCUAUUUUAUUUUGAACAUCCUCAACCAGCUUUAUUAUAUCUCGUCCCUGCUUGUAUAAUUGCUAUAUUAGGAUGCUCUUUAUGCAAAGGAGAAUUUAAAUUAAUGAUAAAAUAUCAAGAAAUAACUGAUAAAACAACUAAAACAAAGGUAGAUGAAAAAAACAAACAAAAUUCUGAUAAAGAGGAAAUUAUUAAAAAUGAAGAACCUGUUGCAUCAAAUACUAAAAAAAGAGUUACCAACAAAUAA
Molecule: messenger RNA, 1224 nt
Organism: Plasmodium gallinaceum
Lineage: Eukaryota; Apicomplexa; Aconoidasida; Haemosporida; Plasmodiidae
Product: signal peptide peptidase, putative
Exons: 9
Coding region: 1-1224 (407 amino acids)
Biological process (GO): membrane protein proteolysis
Cellular component (GO): membrane; cytoplasmic side of endoplasmic reticulum membrane; lumenal side of endoplasmic reticulum membrane
Molecular function (GO): aspartic endopeptidase activity, intramembrane cleaving
Source: RefSeq, a predicted model, not a curated record